AUGGAGCGUCGUCUGGUGACCCCAGGCCCCUUUAGGGCCACGAAGCUGUGGAAUGAAGUUACAAAAUAUUUUCGGCCAGUAAUGCCACGAAGAAAACAUAGGCAACACUUAAAAAAAUAUGGCAAUUGUUUUACUGCAGCUGAAGCAACUGAUUGGCUUCAUGAAUUACUUAAAAAUAAUAACAAUUUUGGUCUAGAAGUUACUAGGGAGCAAACUGUUCAGCUUUUAAGGAAGUUUCUGAAAAAUCAUGUGAUUGAGGAUAUAAAAGGAAGAUGGGGCUCAGAAAACUUAGAAGACAACAAUAAUUUGUACAGAUUUCCUUCAACUUCUCCAGUUAGAAGUCUGCCAAGUCGGUGUCCGUUGCGUGAAAACAAAAAUAUGUUUCCUAAAGAGUCAAGCAGUGCACUUAAGGUGCCAAAUUUCUCCAAGAUCACUCCUAAAAAACAUGAACAACUGGAAAUUGUAGAAAAUUUAAAUAGUGAUGCAAUGCAAGGGGAUACUGACAAAAUGGCACCCAGCAGGAGAAUAUGCCAAGCAGACAUAGAAGAAAUUUGGAGAAGCACCAUUUUGAUACAUUUGCAAACUAUUUUAGGUGUAGCGUGCUUGGAAGAAGUCUUGGGCCCAGCACAAAUAUUUCCUCAGCAUAUCAUAUACAACAUGACAAAUACGAGUAAACAUGGCGUUGUUGUCCUACAAGACAAAUCAGAAGACCUUCCACAUUGGGUACUGUCCGCUAUGAAGUGUUUAGCAAACUGGCCUAGAAAUAAUGACAUGAGCCAGCCAACUUAUGUGGGCUUUGAAAGAGAUGUAUUUAAAACAGUUGCUGACUAUUUCCUUAGCCUUCCUGAACCUUUGCUAACUUUUGAGUAUUAUGAACUGUUUGUGAACAUCUUGGUUUUGUGUGGCUACAUCACAAUUCCAAAUAGAUCCUGUGGAAACCCUAGUAGCCGGAAUGACUUAGAGCUUCCAAAAACUCCACGUUUAAACACUUUCAGAUCAACUGAAUGUCUCCUGCUAAGUUUACUCCAUCGUGAUACUGACAAAAAACAUGAAUUUGAUACUUCUGGAACUGUUUGUAAAAAGACGUACAGAGUUGAAAGAGGUUGUGCAGAGUUUCAGCAAUAUAAAAUGGCCCAUAAACAUGGCAGUGUUCAUGAACCAAUAGGUUGCAGUUACCAGCAUCUUUCAAAACUGAAAAAUGAACAAGCCCUGCCUCACAAACCUAAGACAAGAUGUUGCUCUUUGGAGGGAAUUGCAGAUACCACAGCAACCAUGCAUACCAAAGAUGGAUUAAAAAUGCUUUCUCAAGCUGGAGUUCAUGUCACGCCAGUCGAAAAUCAGCUGCUUCAUUCACAGUAUAAACCAGAUUCUUCAGUGGAUCUCUAUUCUAGUAACACUAAUCAAAAACAAUCGGGUGGUGUCAAGAGACUUUCUGCAUCAGAUGUUACUGAACAAGAACUACAUAGUGGUAACUACAGUCAAAAGAAACUUGGCAGGUCUCAGAGUUUAAGUGAACAUAACAAAUCCAAUCGGUGUGGCAUCAGUGCUCCAGUUGCAAAGUUCACAUCCAGUAAACCACAUCCAGUGAACCACAAAAACCAAAGUACUGCUAAAUUGGUUGCUAAAACAGGAAGUGAGCCUGAAUGUUCUGAUAUUGUCAUCAGUAAGAGACUCUGCAAAAGUUCCACAGAACUUUCAGAAAACAUAUUUUCUCCUGCCACUUUUAUGUUGACUGGCACAUCAAGUCUGUUGCAACCUCAUUUAGAAGGAGUAGCCAUUGAAGCCCUGCAAGUGUGCUGUUUGCUCCUUCCACCACCCAAUCGCAGAAAGCUUCAACUCUUAAUGCGCAUGAUCUCCCGAAUGAGUGAAAAUGUUGAUAUGCCACUCCUUCAUGAUGCAGUGGGCACAAGGUCUUUGAUGAUACAGACAUUUUCUCGAUGUGUAUUGUGUUGUGAAAAAGAAGUAGACCUUGAUGAGCUGCUUGCCACUAGAUUAGUUUCUUUUCUAAUGGAUCAUCAUCAAGAUAUUUUUGAAGUCCCAACUUACUUACAAGUUGCAGUGCAAGAUCACAUAGAGUCCUUAAAAACUACUCAGAAGGAAUGUUUUGGAGAAGAUCUGAGUGCCGUAUUUCCUACUUACUCCUACUGCAAGAGGAUAACUACUCAGGAAUUUGAUGAACAAAAAGUUUAUACCUCUCAGGCUGCAAUUGGAGAGCUCUUGGAAAGCAUUAUUAAGGAUAAAAAAUUACCUCUUAAAGAUAAGAAGAAAAAGCUUAAGCAGUUUCAGAAAGCAUACCCACAAAUCUAUCAGAAGAGAUUUCCAUCAACAGAAAGUGAAGCCAUAUUGUUUGAAGACAAGCCCACAAUUAAGCAGCCAAUGCUAAUUCUGCAAAAGCCAAAGUUCUGUAGUCUACGACAUUGA
Messenger RNA from Gekko japonicus, 2421 nucleotides. It is a transcript of the gene DEPDC1, whose product is annotated as DEP domain containing 1. Lineage: Eukaryota; Metazoa; Chordata; Lepidosauria; Squamata; Gekkonidae. Bases 1 to 2421 code for a protein of 806 amino acids. The record is from RefSeq and is a predicted model, not a curated record. Gene Ontology annotation, biological process: intracellular signal transduction. The transcript is spliced from 12 exons. Gene Ontology annotation, cellular component: nucleus; transcription repressor complex.